AUGAUCAGAAACUUGACAGCCGAGCUCCAGACUCCUGAAAAUAGUCAAAAUGACCGAAAAUCAUCUGAAAAAUAUAUGUUGUAUCUUAUUGACCUGUACUGUAUGGGAAAUAUUAACAAGUAA
Messenger RNA from Caenorhabditis briggsae, 123 nucleotides. The transcript has a single exon. Bases 1 to 123 code for a protein of 40 amino acids. NCBI's taxonomy places the organism in Eukaryota, Metazoa, Nematoda, Chromadorea, Rhabditida, Rhabditidae. The record is from RefSeq and is a predicted model, not a curated record.